AUGAUUUUUCAAUCUUUUCUACUAGGUAAUCUAGUAUCCUUAUGCAUGAAGAUAAUCAAUUCGGUCGUUGUGGUCGGACUCUAUUAUGGAUUUCUGACCACAUUCUCCAUAGGGCCCUCUUAUCUCUUCCUUCUCCGAGCUCGGGUUAUGGAAGAAGGAACCGAGAAGAAGGUAUCAGCAACAACUGGUUUUAUUACGGGACAGCUCAUGAUGUUCAUAUCGAUCUAUUAUGCGCCUCUGCAUCUAGCAUUGGGUAGACCUCAUACAAUAACUGUCCUAGCUCUACCAUAUCUUUUGUUUCAUUUCUUCUGGAACAAUCACAAACACUUUUUUGAUUAUGGAUCUACUACCCGAAAUUUAAUGCGCAAUCUCAGCAUUCAAUGUGUAUUCCUGAAUAAUCUCAUUUUUCAAUUAUUCAACUAUUUCAUUUUACCAAGUUCAAUGUUAGCCAGAUUAGUCAACAUUUAUAUAUUUCGAUGCAACAACAAGAUGUUAUUUGUAACAAGUAGUUUUGUUGGUUGGUUAAUUGGUCACAUUUUAUUCAUGAAAUGGCUUGGAUUGGUAUUAGUCUGGAUACGGCAAAAUCAUUCUAUUAGAUCGAAUAAGUACAUUCGAUCUAAUAAGUACCUUGUGUCAGAAUUGAGAAUUUUUAUGGCUCGGAUCUUUAGUAUUCUCUUAUUUAUUACCUGUGUCUACUAUUUAGGCAGAAUACCGUCCCCCAUUCUUACUAAGAAACUGAAAGAAACCUCAAAAACGGAAGAAGGGGUGGAAAGUGAGGAAGAAGGGGAUGUAGAAAUAGAAACAACUUCCGAAAUGAAGGGGACUAAACAGGAACAAGAGGGAUCCACCGAAGAAGAUCCUUCUUCUUCCCUUUUUUCGGAAGAAAAAGAGGAUUCGAACAAAAUCGAUGAAACGGAAGAAAUCCGAGUGAAUGGAAAGGAAAAAACAAAGGAUGAAUUCCACUUUCACUUUACAGAGACAGGCUAUAACAAUAUCCCAUUUUAUGAUUAUGAGGAUUCUUAUCUGAAUAUGAAUGGGAAUCAAGAAAAUUGGAAAUUAAAAGAUAAAAAAGCUGCUAAAAGAAAGGAACUCUUCCGCUUUGAAAAAACUCUUGUAACUACUCUUUUCGAUUAUAACCGAUGGAAUCAUCCAUUUCGUUACAUAAAAAAUGAUCGAUUUGAAAAGGCUUUACGAAAAGAAAUGUCACAAUAUUUCUUUCAGAUCUACGAAAGCAAUGGGAAACAAAGAAUAUCUUUUACAUACUUGCCCAGUUUAGCAACUUUUGGAGAAAUGAUAAAAAGAAAGAUAUCUCUGUACACACUAGAAAAAUCUUCCUCUAAUGAAUUUGACAAACGUUGGGUUUACACGAAUAAGCAAAAAAUAAAGAAUCUAAACAAUGAGUUUAGAAAUCGAAUUCAAGCCCUAGACAAGGAAUUUCUUUUUCUGGAUAUACUCGAAGCAAGAACUAGAUUGUGUAAUGACGAUACUAAAAAUGAAUAUUUUCCUAAAAUGUAUGAUCCUUUCUUAAAAGGUGCAUAUCGCGGAAGAAUCAAAACAAUACUUUCACCUUCUAAAACUGCGAUAGACAAUUUAAGAGAUACAAUUGGUAUAAAUCGAAUUCAUAGUAUUCUUCUUCCAGAUAUUAAUAUUGAUUAUCAAGAAUUUGAACAGAAAGCAAAUCUGUUUGAUAAAAAACAAUUAUUAACAGAAAUGGGGAAUUUUUUACCGUUAGCUGGUGAAUUUGAUAUAGAACAAAAAUCGAAUUUAAAUAUGAAAGGUCUUUCUUUAUUUUCAGACCAAGACCAAGAAAAAAUAGAUUUUGAAAAAGAAAGAAAAAUUUUCAAAUUUCUAUUGAAUGUUAUUCGAACCUAUCCUAUUGAUCAAAAAAUUCAAAAAGAAUCUGUUGGAAUAAAAGAAAUUAUCAAAAAAGUCCCUCGAUGGUCAUACAAAUUAAUCACCGAUUUAGAACAACAAUCAGGAGAGCAUCAAGAAAACGUACCGGUUGAUCAUCAAAUUCGCUCAAGAAAAGCCAAACGUGUAGUGAUUUUUACUGAUAACAAGGAGAAUACCGAUCCUAAUAAGGAUAAUGAUACUUCGGAUCAAAGAAACGAAGUGGCUUUGAUACGCUAUUCGCAACAGUCGGAUUUUCGAAGAAGAAUAAUUAAAGGUUCUAUGCGCGCUCAAAGACGUAAAAUUGUUAUUUGGGAACUCUUUCAAGCAAAUGUGCAUUCUCCCCUUUUUUUGGACAGGAUAAAAAAAUCUCCUCGUUUUUCCUUUGAUAUAUCCGUACUGAUUAAACUUCUUUUUAGAAAUUGGACAGGGAAGGGGGCCAAAUUUGAAAUUCUGGAGUAUACAGAUGAAGAAACAAAAAAGGAAGAUAAAAAAGAAAAGGAUAAAAAAGAGGAGAACAAAAGAAAGGAACAAGCGCGGAUAGAGAUAGCAGAAGCCUGGGAUACCAUUCCUUUUGCACAAGUAAUAAGAGGUUCCAUGUUAAUAAGUCAAUCUUUUUUUAGAAAAUAUAUUCGUUUACCUGUAUUAAUAAUAGGCAAAAAUAUUGUACGUAUGAUAUUAUUCCAAUUUCCGGAAUGGUCUGAGGAUCUAGAGGGAUGGAAUAGAGAAAUGCAUAUUAAAUGUACCUAUAAUGGUGUUCAAUUAUCGGAAACAGAAUUUCCGAAAAAUUGGUUAACAGAUGGUAUUCAGAUAAAAAUCCUAUUUCCUUUCUGUCUGAAACCUUGGCAUAGAUCGAAACGACGGCCCUCUCAUAGAGAUUUAAUGAAAAAGAAAAAACAAAAAGAUGAUUUUUGUUUUUUAACAGUUUGGGGAAUGGAAACUGAACUUCCGUUUGGUUCUCCCAGAAAACAAUCUUCUUUUUUUGAGCCCGCUGUUAAGGAGCUGGAAACAAAAAUUAUAAAAUUCAAAAGGGCAUAUUUUCUAGCUCUAAAAGUUUUAAAGAGAAAAACAAAAUUACUUCUAAGAGUUUCAAAAGAAACAAAAAAAUGGAUUAUCGAAAGUUUUUUAUUUCUAAAAAGACUAAUAAAAGAACUUUCUAAAUUAAAUCCAAUUAUAUUAUUUAGAUUCAGAGAAGUAUAUGAAUCGAAUGAAACUAAAAACGAAAAAGAUUCCAUAAUCAGCAAUCAGAUAAUUCAUGAAUCCUUUAGUAAAAUUAACUCUCCAAAUUGGACAAAUUCUUCACUGACAGAAAAAAAAAAGAAGGAUAUGUCUCAUAGAACAAGUACAAUCAGAAAUCAAAUAGAAAGAAUUAUAAAAGAAAAAAAAAAAAUAACCCCAACGCCAAGAAUAUAUAUAAGUCCUAAUAAAAGAAAUUGGAAUACUAAAAGAUUAGAAUUGCCAAAAAACAUUUGGCAAAUAUUAAAAAAAAGAAAUGCCCGAUUAUUCUCUAAAUUCAAUUCUUUUAUAAAAAUUUUCGUUGAAAGAAUAUACAUAGAUAUAUUUUUAUUUAUCAUUAAUAUUACCAGACUGAAUACACAACUUUUUAUUGAAUCAAUAAAAAAAAUUAUGGAUAAAUCCAUUAAUAAAGCAAAUAAAGAAAGGAUUAAUAAAAAAAAUCAAAAUACAAUUUACUUUAUUUCGACUAUAAAAAAAUCAAUUGAUACUAUUAACAAUAAGACAAAUUCAUAUAUUUUUUGUGAUUUAUCCUACUUGUCACAAGCAUAUGUAUUUUACAAAUUAUCACAAACUAAAGUUAGUAACUUGUAUAAAUUAAGAUCUUUUUUUCACUACCUCGGAACCUCUUUUUUUCUUAAAACUGAAAUAAAGCAUUCGUUUGAAAAACAAGGAAUAAUUCAGAAUGAAUUAAGUCUUAAGAAACUUCCGAGUUAUGGGAUGGAUCAAUGGAAAGGUUGGUUAAAAGGACAUUAUCAAUACGAUUUACCCUCGAUUAGAUGGUCUAAAUUAAUAUCAGAAAAAUGGAGAAAUAGAGUUAAUCAACAUCAUAUGGCUCAAAAUCAAAAUUUCAAAUUGAAUUCAUAUGAAAAGGGCCAUUACAAAAAACAAAAGGAUUCUGAAGUAUAUUCAUUAUUGAAUCAAAAAGAGAAUUUUCAAAAAAACUCUAGAUAUGAUCUUUUAUCAUAUAAAUAUAUUAAUUAUCAAAAAAUGAGGGACCCAUCUAUUUAUGAAUCACCCUUUCAAGUACAAGUAAAUAAGAAUCAAGAUUUUUAUUAUAAUUCUAACACAUAUAAACACAACCUUUUUGAUAUGUUGGAGAGUAUCCCUAUCAAUCCUUAUCUAGUAAAAGGUAAUAUUAGAUAUAUGGAAAAAAAUACCGAUAGAAAAUAUUUUGAUUGGAAAAUCAUCAAAUUUUUUCUUAGAAAAAGGGUCGAUAUUGAAUCCUGGGUCAAAAUCAAUACUAAGAGUAAUCAAAAUACUAAGAUUGGUACUAACAAUUAUCAAAUAAUUGAUAAAAUUGAUAAAAAAGGCCCUUUUUAUCUUCUGCUUCCGCAAAAUCCCAAAAUAAACUCGCCAAGUCCAAAAAAACUUUUUUUGGAUUGGAUGGGAAUGAAUGAAGAAAUAUUAAAUCGUCCCAUCUCGAGUCUGGAAUUUUGGUUCUUUCCAGAAUUCGUACUCCUUUAUAAUCUAUAUAAAAUGAAACCGUGGGUUAUACCAAGCAAAGUACUUCUUUUCAAUUUGAAUCUAAAUGAAAAUGUUAUUAGUAACAAUAAAAACGUCGAUGGAAAGCAAAAGACGGAAUGUGUUAUACCAUCGAAUAAACAAAUAAAGAAUAAAAAUCAGAAUCAAAAAGAAAAAGAAACCCCUGCGGACCAAGAAGAUCUUAGAUCAGAUGCACAAAAACAGGGGAAUCUUGGAUCCGUUCCCCCAACAAAGACAAAGCAAGAAAAAGAUAAUGAAGAGGAUUAUGCAGUAUCAAAGAUAAAAGCGGGUAAAAAGAAAAAGCAAUACAAAAGUAAAACGGAAGCAGAACUGGAUUUUUUCCUAAAACGUUAUUUAGUUUUUCAAUUGAGAUGGGGCGAUGCUUUGAAUCAAAGAAUGAUCAAUAAUGUCAAAAUAUAUUGUCUCCUGCUUCGACUGAUAAAUCCAAGAAAAAUUACUAUAUCUUCGAUUCAAAGAAGAGAAAUGAGUUUGGAUAUAAUGCUGAUUCAGAAGAAUUUAAGUCUUACAGAAUUGAUCAAAAGGGGAGUAUUGGUUAUCGAACCUGACCGCCUGUCUGUAAAAAAUGAUGGACAAUUUAUUAUGUAUCAAAUCUUAGGUAUUUCAGUAGUUCAUAAGAAUAAGCACCAAACUAAUCAAGGAUACCGAGAACAAACAUACGUUGAUAAGAAUCGUUUUGAUUUACUUGUUCCUGAAAAUAUUUUAUCGACCAGGUGCCGUAGAGAGUUGAGAAUCCUAAUUUGUUUCACUUCAAAAAAUAGGAAUAGUGUUGAUAAAAAUUCAGUAUUUUGUACCAAGAACAACUCUAGUCAACUUUUGGACAAAAGGAAAGAUCUUGAUAAAGAUAAAAAAGAAUUAAUUAAAUUAAAGUUUUUUCUUUGGCCUAAUUAUCGAUUAGAAGAUUUGGCUUGUAUGAAUCGCUAUUGGUUUGAUACCAAUAACGGCAGUCGUUUCAGUAUGUUAAGGAUAUAUAUGUAUCCACGAUUGAAAAGUCAUUGA
Molecule: messenger RNA, 5625 nt
Organism: Coffea arabica (coffee)
Lineage: Eukaryota; Viridiplantae; Streptophyta; Magnoliopsida; Gentianales; Rubiaceae
Source: the annotation of a RefSeq genome assembly